Messenger RNA from Hemicordylus capensis (graceful crag lizard), 2442 nucleotides. It is a transcript of the gene MGAT2, whose product is annotated as alpha-1,6-mannosyl-glycoprotein 2-beta-N-acetylglucosaminyltransferase. The transcript has a single exon. Gene Ontology annotation, molecular function: alpha-1,6-mannosylglycoprotein 2-beta-N-acetylglucosaminyltransferase activity. NCBI's taxonomy places the organism in Eukaryota, Metazoa, Chordata, Lepidosauria, Squamata, Cordylidae. Gene Ontology annotation, cellular component: Golgi membrane; Golgi stack. The record is from RefSeq and is a predicted model, not a curated record. The coding region runs from base 365 to 1771 and encodes 468 amino acids. Gene Ontology annotation, biological process: oligosaccharide biosynthetic process; protein N-linked glycosylation.
CUCCGGAUCCGGAAGCGGAGGAGCCGGCGCUGCAGCCCGGCGGAGGCUGGCGCGGAGCGUCCGGGGUGGGGCCGCUGCUGGCGCCCCUCCCUCAUCCGCCGCCGGCGGGACGGAUCCAGCCGGCGCCUGACUCUCAGCGUCGCGCUCAGCGGGAGAGGAAGGGAGCGAGCCCGGCCCGGCGAUGCGCGCGCGGCGCUGGUGGCAACGGCGGCUGGGGGAGUCGUUGGCCGCUGCCGGGCCGCUCCGCUGAUGUGCCCCGAGGCGCUGGGGGCCGUUGCCGGCAGCAGCAGCAGCAGCAGCAGCAGCAGCAGCAGGGAAGAGGCGGAGGCGGAGACGGCGGCCCGGGGGAGCGGGCGGCAGCGCCAUGAGGCUCCGCAUCUACAAGCGCAAAGUGCUGGCGCUGCUGCUGGCCUUGGGCGCCGCCGCCUGCGCCCUGGUCCUCUGGGGAGGUGCUGCCGCCGGAGGAGAGGCCGCUGCCGGCGGGAGCAGCAGCAGCAGCAGCAAGCGGGAGGAGCCGCCGCCGCCGCCCCCGCCGGGAGACCAGCCGGUGGUGCCGCCGGCCAGCAGCGCCCCUGCCCGCGGCGGGCGCCUCUCCAACUCGUCGUGGCCUUUGGCGCCCCAGGAAGCGGGUGGCGGCGGCGGCGGCGGCGGCGCGGGGAACGGGACGCGGCACUACCGCUCGCUGGUCUACCGGCUCAACUUCGACCAGCCGGUGCGUAACGAGGCGCUGUGGGGCCGGCGGGGGGCGGCGGCGGCGGCGGCGGAGGAGGUGCCGGUGGCGCUGGUGGUGCAGGUGCACGAGCGGGCCGAGCACCUGCGGCUGCUGCUGGACUCGCUGCGGCGGGCGCCCGGCGCCGAGAAGGUGCUGCUGGUGCUGAGCCACGACGUGUGGUCGGCCGAGCUGAACGCGCUGGCCGCCAGCGUGGACUUCUGCGCCGUGCUGCAGGUCUUCUUCCCCUUCAGCCUGCAGCUCUACCCGGGCGAGUUCCCGGGCACGGACCCGCGCGACUGCCCGCGCGACGUGGGCCAGGCGGCGGCGCUGCGCCUGGGCUGCCUCAACGCGCAGUACCCGGACGCCUUCGGCCACUACCGCGAGGCCGCCUUCGCCCAGACCAAGCACCACUGGUGGUGGAAGCUGCACUUCGUCUGGGAGCGGGUGCGCGCCCUGCGCCGCCACCCGGGCCUGGUGCUCUUCCUGGAGGAGGACCACUACCUGGCGCCCGACUUCCACCACGUCCUGCAGCGGCUCUGGGCGCUGCGCCAGCGCGACUGCCCCGAGUGCCAGGUGCUGUCGCUGGGCAGCUACGCCGCCGUGCGCGGCUCCUUGGCCGGCCGCGCCGACAAGGCCGAGCUGAAGACCUGGAAGUCGACCGAGCACAACAUGGGCCUGGCCUUCGCCCGCGACACCUACGAGCAGCUCCUGGCCUGCACCGAGGCCUUCUGCACCUACGACGACUACAACUGGGACUGGACCCUGCAGCACCUGACCAUCAGCUGCCUGCCCCGCUUCUGGAAGGUGCUGGUGCCCGAGACGCCGCGGGUCUUCCACACGGGCGACUGCGGCAUGCACCACAAGAAGUCCUGCCGACCCUCGGCCCAGAGUGCCAAAAUCGACUCGCUCUUGAGCACCAACCGGCAGCACCUCUUUCCCGAGGCCAUGGCCAUCAGCAAGCGCUACGCGCUGGCUCCGCUCAGCCCCCACGUCAAGAACGGCGGCUGGGGCGACAUUCGGGACCACGAGCUCUGCAAAAGUUACCGGAGGCUGCAGUGAGCGUGUGCGCGCGCGCGCAUGUGGAGCCAAGCUUGGCCCUACAAUCAACAGAAGCGUUUAAAAGGAAAAGAAAAAACCCACAAAAUAUAUAUUUGGUUUCUGCUUUAAUAUGAACAGCAGCUCCUGUAAACGAUGUCAUUUUUCAGGCAGGAAGACUGGGGGCGGGGCGGGGGGGGGUGGAUGUGAAAACCAACCUAAAAGUCAACAACGGCUACGAUGUCUUUCCUGGGGAGCUGGGUGGGGAAAUGGGGGAGCUUUGUAUCGAGGGCCAGGCCUUUUUGUAAGGUAUUCCCUACACUUUCAAACCCCACAUUUCAAUAUAUCUUUUUUUUAAAGUGAGAAUGUCGGAAAAGGUAUGGGAUGGUGAGUGAUUCUACGAUGGCCGUGGUCCCUUCUCCCAAGCCUUUCAGUUUUCAGAGGAUAGCCUCCGAUUGGCUUUUCUAACUGUGUUUCCAUUGAUUAAUUUUAACAAUGAGAACGGCCAGUACAUCAGUAUUCCACAAUCUUGUACAGGCUUGCUUGAAAUUUGGUACCUUAAUAUCUGCAAAAGCAUUCUAUUUGCUAUGUGCUUAUAAUAUGAGAAAAUUGGAAAUACCUUUCUUUUCACUUUACUGUAGAAAUAUGCAACUUUUUUUAGUUCUGCCAAAAUAAAUCUUUUUUUUGUAAUACAA